Myotis davidii is the source of this 982-nucleotide messenger RNA. RefSeq names its product bromodomain-containing protein 7-like. Gene Ontology annotation, cellular component: nucleus. The transcript has 2 exons. NCBI's taxonomy places the organism in Eukaryota, Metazoa, Chordata, Mammalia, Chiroptera, Vespertilionidae. Gene Ontology annotation, biological process: regulation of transcription by RNA polymerase II. The coding region runs from base 1 to 705 and encodes 234 amino acids. The record is from RefSeq and is a predicted model, not a curated record.
AUGCGAGAAGCUCUUGAAGUGGUCCUCCAAGCAGGAGGGAAAGAUGAUCGUGACGAACACAAGGACAGAACUCAGAAAAAGAGGACGAAAAGCAGGUUCAAGGGAGAAACACAGAAGCGUGUGAAGGAAGACAGAAAGAAGCCAGAUCGGGAUCAUGUGGAGAAUGAGGCAGAAAAAGACCUCCAGGGCCAGGCCCCUGCAGGAUUGGACUUGCCUCCUGAGAAGCCGCCCAAGCUCCUUAGCCAAACAAGUAGAACACACACCUCUUUGAAUCAAUUGAUGAGACAGUUACAAAUAAAAGACACAAGUGCUUUCUUUUCAUUUCCUGUGACUGACUUUAUUGCUCCCAGCUACUUCAUGAUCAUUAACCACCCAAUGGAUUUUAGUACCAUGAAAAAGACCGACUACCAGUCUACAGAGCUGAAGGAUAACGUCAAGCUUAUGUGUACUGAUGCUAUGACUUACAACAAACCAGGGGCCACUUACUACAAAGCUGCAACGAAGCUACUGCACUCAGGAGUGAACAUUCUUAGCCAGGAGAGAAUUCAGAGCCUGACGCAGAGCACAGACUGCAUGGCAGACUUGCAGGAGAGUCGGAGGCAGAAAGACUGGACUGACGGACUGACACCCCACAGAGAGGGGAGGAUGGCAGCUGCUGGCCGCCGAAAGGGAGGACUCAGGCAAGAUGGGAACACAAGCCUUUGAGUCCCAAAGAGGAAAACAAGACAAAAAUGUGCCUGAAGGUAAAGUUAAGAGCAAUAAUUUAGAGAGAGCAGGAGGGCAGUUGACCUGGUGGCUUGUUAAUAGUCAAGUGUGAAUUUGAAAGAACAAAACCAAUACAAAUUCUAAGUGGUAAGAAGUUUUGUUCAAGGAAAUAUUAAAACAGGAAUAUGAAUAAAUGAUCAAUAAUGUCACUUCAGCCCUGGCCAGGGUGGCUCAGUUGUUUGGAGUCAGUUCCCAGUCAGGGCGGGUUCAAUCCCUG